Molecule: messenger RNA, 1559 nt
Organism: Fomitiporia mediterranea MF3/22
Lineage: Eukaryota; Fungi; Basidiomycota; Agaricomycetes; Hymenochaetales; Hymenochaetaceae
Exons: 17
Coding region: 276-1337 (353 amino acids)
Source: RefSeq, a predicted model, not a curated record
CGGGCAGCAAGCCGCAGCAGCCUGCAACAGAGUACGGCCGUAAGGUUCUGUGGAUGAAUAUUUCCGCUAUGCAACCAAGCUUUCGUUUCCUUGACGCUUUAUUGGCCCGGAAUGUUCUAAUUGAGACCUUCCUUUCGGCUAGAGUGAACAUUAGAUCCACCAAGAAAUUCCAAUUCCGUCGGCAGCCCUGAAUAGCGCGGGGACAGACGAUAUAUACAUGGCCUCGACUUCCGUCGUUCUCUCCGAUGGUACCUCCCGCGACACUGGACACCGUCAUGGCGUCGACCGACCCAACACUGUCUGGUGCGAAUCGUGCAGCCUUGAAUUGCUUAUAUUGGGGUUUCGCCGUGGCCACGAUUUUACUAGGCAUGACCCUCAUCCAGGGCUUCAUUUACUUCAGAAACUAUGUGGACAAAAGACCACUGCGGGUACUUGUGGCUUCAUUAAUGACCUUGGACAUUCUCUCCUCUUUCUUAACGGCCCACGUGUUGUAUUAUUACAUGAUUGAAAACUACGGCAAUCCCACCUCUUUAUCAGUAUCACCACCAGUGACUUUCACGAUUGAAUUCUUUUUAACGACAACUGUCACAUUCCUGUCACAGUCUUUCUAUGCAACCCAAAUCUAUAAGUUGCACAAGUCCUCUCCGAAUCGAUUUCUGUCCACAUUUGCCGCGAUGGCAUUUUUUACACUAUCUGCUUUUAUCUCAAACACAAUCUCGACAAUUCUCAUAGUCGUUGAGAAUUACUUCACGUCAGCGGCGAAAUUCAGCGUCGACGUGUUGAAGGUUUUCACGAGCCUCGGCAGCUGCUGCGCUUCUGCAAGUGAUAUUAUCGCGUGCUCAUCCUUAUGUUUGUUUCUUGUGUCUCAUCGGGCAGAUCUCGGACGAGGCCAUACGACUUUGGUCGACACGUUAUUGUUCUACACAAUCAAUCGUGGCUUACUUUUCACGGUUGCACAAAUCGGUCGCAUGGCUGCGUAUCUCAGCGCGCCAAUGAUGCUGUAUUGGCUCCCAUUCCAUCUCUGUCUCAGCAAAUUACAUGUCAACUCUCUUCUCGCACUUCUGAAUUCACGACAUGCUUUACGUGGGGCUGCGCAGGAAGUUAGCAAGAUUGAUUUCCGUGUGGAUCCAUUGCCAGCUGGCACUUUGCGAGCGCCGCAGCCAAACCCACCGGCAGUCGUGAGACCUACGUGUAUUGAACUCCGACAGCUCAGGGACAGCUCGCACACAGCAAACUGUGACUCCAAAUUUGAAUCGUCGCCUGCACUCGAAGCACAGGACCACCAUCUGGGCCUUCAUACGAAACCUGCGUUGUACGAUCAUAACGAAGAGCGAUAGCAGUUAUCGUGCUUAUAGGUUAGGAUCGCAAUGCUGCCUUUUAUGUCAUUGUCUACCAUCACACGUUGGAUAUUUCGAACUGCCAUCAAAGCGUACAUAUUAUUUCGAGGACCUACGCAUGACAAUUAGUGUACAUAUGGAACAAGCAUGCCGAACAGAAAGGUUGAAUUUAUGUUGUGGAACUGUAUUAUUUACUACUGUAUUAUUCUUCCAUAGACGGUA